Molecule: messenger RNA, 429 nt
Organism: Hibiscus syriacus
Lineage: Eukaryota; Viridiplantae; Streptophyta; Magnoliopsida; Malvales; Malvaceae
Exons: 1
Coding region: 1-429 (142 amino acids)
Molecular function (GO): nucleic acid binding; RNA-DNA hybrid ribonuclease activity
Source: RefSeq, a predicted model, not a curated record
AUGAGGAUACCUCCGAUAGGGCGUUGGAUUUCACCGGCUCCGGGUGUUAUAAAGCUCAAUUCCGUUGGCGCUAUUGAUCCCAUUACAAGAACUGCUGCAGUGGGAGUUAUUGCUCGUGAUGCCUCUGGGAAUGUUCUUGGUGGCUUAGCUAUCCCCACUGUUGGUUGCUUCGAAGCUAGCCUCGUGGAGUUCCAUGGCCCUGCUGCAGCUGUGAAUUUUUCUUUAAAGGAAGGAUGGCAGCAUGUCUUUUUCGAACUGGAUUGUUCUGUGGUUGUUACCAAGUUCAAUCGCAUGGAAGGAGACGCUUCUAUGUUGGGAAUUCACAUGCAACCUAUUAGGGAUAAUUGUAAUGCUUUUAAUAGUUGUAGUGUGGUUUAUGCACCACAGGAUGCUAAUAGAGUGGCCCACAAUCUUGCUAAAUACUCUUAG